AUGUCGACGACUUGCCUUACCAUCCACGAUCUGCUGCGCAUCACAUACACAUACGAAGCGCAAGCUCUACAAGCGCAGGCCCGGAAACGCUCAGAUUCAGCCUGCUUCACGCCAGAAACAUGUUCGCAUCUCUCACCACCGCCCUCUCCAUCCCCCGGCUUCGCCACGCUCGAGACAGACUUCACCCAUCGCUACUCCCGACACACAACGUCAUGAACUAACGUACCCACAUGCGACCCCUCACAGACGGGUGAACGGUGUGCGCGACAUGUACGACUGGCACGCAUUCCCUAGAGCGACACGUUAACACCCCACUUGGAUCGGCGUGGAGGGUGGUGUGAUGUUGUUUGCGCGCAUGUCGCGCGCAGGCUUGUGUGUGGCUGAAUCGGCCCCGAUCCAGAGGUUUAUUUGAGAUCAUUGGUUGGCGCGAGUGAAACGAGGGUGGUACGACAUAAGAUGGAUGGUCGAGUUAUGUUAUUGAGCAGCUGAGUGUGGUAUGGUUCCGAGGGCGUGGAAGUGGUCAUCACGUCGUCUUGACAGUGUCUUCGAUGGACGUUGGGAGGCUUGGAUUGGGCCUUUUUGGGCGUUCUUGUCGUAUACCCCUGUGAUGGGCGUUGGUAAUAGUGUAAUUUGGAAGGUCAGCACCUCUUCCUACCUCGAUGAAUUUGCUCGAUGUUU
Molecule: messenger RNA, 678 nt
Organism: Parastagonospora nodorum SN15
Lineage: Eukaryota; Fungi; Ascomycota; Dothideomycetes; Pleosporales; Phaeosphaeriaceae
Exons: 2
Coding region: 1-216 (71 amino acids)
Source: RefSeq, a predicted model, not a curated record